AUGCGUAUAUUUUCAGAUGCACAAACUGCGACACGCUGUUGCUAAAAUACCGCUUUGUUUUUGUGAUUUUUCAGCAAAAACUGGCUAUUAAUUGAUUGAUGCACUAAGAAUCAAAGAUCCAUGGCAAAACAGUCUAAUAACGAAUCAAGUUGUGUUAUAUUGCACGGCUUUGAUCCUGUCUUAACAAGACAAGAGAUUAUAGAAGAGUUAUCAACAUAUGGAGAUAUUUAUAAGGUAUACAUACCUGAAGAAAAGGAUUACGCAAAAAUCUACUUUAGCUCAAUACGACAAGCUUUAAGUGCAGUAAAGUAUCAAUCAAAAAGAAAACCUAAUUGGAAACUACAACUUUUUAAUACAUACCAGGAAAUGCAAGCCAUGGAUUACUGUGAAGAAGUAGAUGACUUGGUGUUAAAUUCAGACUAUGUCGAUAUUCACGGCAGGAAUUUAGACGUUUUAGAAGGGUUACAAGGGGAAAUAUUUAUCUCAUUGAAAGAGAUCAAGCAAACUGGUUUUGCUAUUUUUAGAAGGGAAAAUUUUGAACCUACUCUUAGAAAUACUAAUCAAAUCUUAAGGGAAUUUGAAAUGCAUCUGCUGUCUGAAGCCAAAAAGUUUUUAUUGCAAAAUCAUGUUGUUACCAUUGGACAAGAACAAAUUUUGGAAACCAUUAGAAAGUGUGAAGAAAGGCUUCUUGGCGCCGCAUUUACCACAGAAAAGCAACAGCCAAGGUCGGAAUUCCGCGACAAUUCCGCCAAGUUAACAACAACCAUCGACAACAGAAACUCGCCGAGAUCCAAACCGACGUUCGCGAAAUCUCACAGCGACAACUCGUCUAACAAUUCGUUCGAGUCGGUAGCUCCAAGACAGCUGCCCAAGAAUUUCGCUCCAAACAACCAGACGACCACGAUGUCGCCGCAGCAAAAAAGCACACAACUGUGGCAAAACAAAAAUCCUAGAAGCAACGGCAGCGAUUUCAAUGCGAACUCUGGAGGCGGUCCGAUGAGACAACCCAAGACGACUCCGGUCUUUAGUACGGAGAAUAAAGCCAAGUUUGACGAAAAAAGUUCUCUUAAUAACGAGAGAAUGAAUAAAAGUAGUAGCAGCAGCGGUACUAGUGAUAAUUCAAGGAAAAGGUUUUUUUCGGGAGAUUACAUUAAACAGAUUGACUUGCCUCUGUUUGUACCACUAAAGCUCAAAAUUACGUGUAUAUAUAAAGAAAACACUGCCUGGGCAACAUUGGAGGAUAACAUCGAAAUACAAGAAGAUAUAUUGCUGAAAACUAAUGAGGAAGCAAAUAAUAUGCCCAUUAUUAAAGACCCUAAACUAGGUACUCUUGGUAUGGCUGAAUAUGAUGGUACAUGGUGCCGAGUUAUUGUUAAGGAUUCAAAUCCGUUAAAGGUAUAUUAUGUUGAUUUUGGUGGGAUUGGCUCUGCGGAUUGUAUUAAAGAGGUACCCAAAUCGAUAAAGGAUAUUGCAGCCCAGGCUAUUCAUUUAGUCCAAUGUAAAGAGGAUUCUUUAAUAAAAUGGGCAAUAGAUGAUGUAAUAAAUGUUCAAGCUAAACAAAAGUAUGAUUCUGGCUCCUUCCUAGUUACGUCCAAAGAUUUAAGACCUAAAACAUCAGAAACUAGAAAAAGGAAUGAUUAUGUUUUGGAUUUUGAGAAGUCAGAAUCGAGACCGGAAAAAGCGGCGCCAGUAUUGGAAGUCAAAGAGAAGGCUGAGAUACAAUGUUACUUUGAUAUUCCUGAGCCCUUGACAAUUAAGGAUGGUGACAAAGUGAUGAUUAUUGACUGUGAUGAUAAAGGAUUUAUUUUAAGGACUAGGGAAUUGACUGAGCGGUUCCUUGAAGUUACUCAAAUGAUUAAUAAUGUUAACAAACCAGACUUGAACUUGGAAACUGUGCAAAAAGGCCAGAUGGUAUUAUGCGGCAAAGAUGAGUGCGCCGGUCUUUUCCGCGCCGAAGUGACCGACGUAAAAUUACCAAUCGUCUCGGUAAGCUACAUCGACGUGACAGGCAACGUGUCCAUAUCUCUGAAAGCGCUGCGCAACGUAACCUCGCAGCUGGCGGGAUUCCCCGCGACCCUCGCGAAAUCCCCCACGUUCCCCGACUUGGGUAAAUACCUCAAAAACCCCGAUUCCAUCGCUUUCAUCGAAGAUUUGAUUAUGGAUAAGGUCAAAUUGACUGUUACUUUGGACGGAGGUUGCGAUUUUGUUCUCAAAAAUGGGAUUAAAAUGUCCAAAGUUUUGGCCGAUUUAGUCAAUCCACCACCAAAGGCAGAAGAACCUAAAUUAGUGGAAAAACCAAAAGUCACUGAGGUUCCAGUUCCAGAGAAAAAAGAGGAAGACGUUAAAAAGCCAGCAGAAACAGGCAAGAGUUCAGGCCCGGUUAAUUAUGAAGAUAUGGCUUUCACAAAAAUAGAGAUUGGAAAAGAGGAUGAGUUUCUAUGUUAUUCCUUUGAAGCAAUGGAUCAAUUAACUAUUUUAUCGAUGGAAAACCAAGAAGUCGAAUGGUUAACGUAUUUGAAUGCCUUGACUAUUAAAGACGAAGAACCAUACAGUCCGAAUUUAUGGGAAAUGUGUAUGGCCUUGUUUAAAGAUGGCGAAUGGUACCGAGGUGUUGUGAUUAGUUCAGAAAAUAAUGAAUUUAGUGUUCUGUUUGUUGAUUUUGGAAAUACAGAAAUUAUAACUAAAAAAGAUUUAAGAAAAUAUCCUGACGAUUUAAAGAAUAUUCCUAUCUUGGGCAUUAUGUGUGAGCUAGUUGGUGUUCCACAUAAAGAAGAAAUAUUUAAGAAGCUAAAAAGCACUAUGACUGAUGGCGAACAAAUAAAAGUACAUGUGAAAAGUUACGAUGAAGAAACUUUUAAAUAUCAAGUUGAACUGCCAGAUGAAUACAAGAAACUAAAAAGUGAUGGACUUGUUUAAAAAAAUAUUAUUAAGAGAAUUCUUUUAUUUUUUUACUUAUAAGUAUAUUUUUGUUAAAUGUUUUUUAUGAAAAAAAUGUUUUUCCUUAAUUGAUUUGUUGAUCAGUUUUAUUUUGUUUUUAAGAAAAACGAUUUUAUUCCAAGUAUUUUUAAGUAUAUAACAUAUUAUGUAUGUAUAAUAAACAUUUUUUUAAUA
This is a messenger RNA of Brassicogethes aeneus, 3111 nucleotides long. The record is from the annotation of a GenBank genome assembly. NCBI's taxonomy places the organism in Eukaryota, Metazoa, Arthropoda, Insecta, Coleoptera, Nitidulidae.